AUGCAUGAGACAUUAGGUCGCGGGUAUGCCCGCAUAGACGCAAUCAGGGCUGCGAGGGGAGAACCUUUAGCGACGAUGCCAGAACCGAGUGGUCCCCCACCAGACCGAUACAACUCCGUGUACUUCACCUUAUUUGUAGCUGGAACUGCUUUCUUGUUGCCCUUUAACAGUUUCAUAAUGGCUGUUGAUUACUUCCAACACCACUACCCAAAUUCCACCAUAAUGUUUGAUAUGUCGACAGUGUAUAUAGCAUCAGCGUGCGUCGCCGUUGUGAUCAAUAAUCUUCUGUUAGACCUCUUCACCUACAAUACGAGGAUUACGUUUGGAAUAUUGUUAUCGCUCGCCACAAUGUUAUUUGUGGCCAUAUGCAACAUCGGCUGGGACGGAUUUUCGACAAAUGUGUCAUAUACUAUUAAUUUAGUUGCAAUUGGGGUCGUUGCCUUUGGGUGUACUGUUCAACAAGCCUCAUAUUACGGCUUCACUGGAUGUCUACCACCAAGAUACACGCAAGCUGUGAUGGCUGGAGAGAGCGCCGCAGGAUUCUGGGUAUCGUUGGACCGAAUUGUUACCAAGUAUGGCUUUAGACAACCGCGACGAAGCACCUUUAUGUUUUUCGUAUUCUCCAUACUUAUUUUGCUGGGACACUCGAUGCUGCAUCACGUGAUGAUGCGUCACCCGCUCGUGCAAUAUUAUCUUAGGUUGACCAAUGAAUCACGGCAUAAGAGACGCAUUCAACUGCAUUUGAAUCCUAACGAAGACACAAUAUUGAUGGAAAACGAAGCAGGAGAUGCUGCUUUUGGGGUAUUAAAAUUACAAAGCCCAGCAUUAUCGAACACUGGAACAGCUGAAGGUGAAAAUGCGUUCAGUUUUGCGAACCCUGUAUACUCUCCGACGGCAACUAUACCUGUGACAUCCGCUCCUCUGGCGUCACCUCCGCCCAGCGUAUCGGAGCCUUCUGCGUCGCCAUCCGCAGUACUGCGGACCCCUCGACCUUCUUACAAAGUGGAGGAUGUGGUCUUUGAGUCACCUGAAAGACCAACGUCGUGGAGGAGCUUUAAACGUGGCGUCUUAGCUAGAUGGGCAGUUGCGCGCGCUAUUUAUCCUUACAUGGUCUCAAUUGGAUUGGUUUAUUUCACAACGCUGAGUCUCUACCCUGGCAUAGCUUCUGAAGUACCAUCAUGCCGUCUCGGUUCUUGGAUGCCUAUUAUCCUCAUGUCUGCAUUCAAUUUCUUCGAUUUUAUAGGAAAGAUAGCUGCUGCCUGGCCAUAUGAAUGGAGUCGUAGCCAGUUGUUGAUGGCGAGUGGAUUGCGCCUUCUCUUAGUGCCAUUGUUACUACUUUGCGCUGCUCCGAGACAUUCGCCACACAUUGUGGGAGAUAUGUAUCCUAUAAUGUUCUCAGUCGUUCUUGGAUUCACUAACGGACUUUUUGGAUCUGUACCCAUGAUUAUGGCACCUUCGCGUGUUGGACGUGAUCAUCGAGAAAUAGCUGGAAAUAUGAUGACAUUAUCAUACAACGGCGGCCUCUUAUCCGGCUCCUUGGUUUCAUAUCUGCUUCUGAGUAUGCUCGGACCGCCCGCAGGAGCUCCAUGUCGAAUAUAUCCUACCCCUCUUUUGCCGACCGUUCCACCAGUUACUACUACCGCUGCUAACGUAACGUAUGUGUUGUCUGCCUUACACUAA
Molecule: messenger RNA, 1680 nt
Organism: Parnassius mnemosyne (clouded apollo)
Lineage: Eukaryota; Metazoa; Arthropoda; Insecta; Lepidoptera; Papilionidae
Source: the annotation of a GenBank genome assembly